AUGGAACCAUCACUAUUCCAAGGUGACGAUAAGACUGCACCUCUCACUGGAGCAACUCAGGAAGGCGUUGCUCAGAAGACAGAAUCUAUGAUAGACACGGCCAUACAAGAAGCUGGCUCGUUGCGCGAUAAGACUAGGGAUGUGGUCGGUAAGACUAAGGAUAUGGCUGCGCGUUCUACAGAGUCUGUGAAGAAGACCAGCAAAGGGCUCGUCACCAAUCCCGGAGAGUACUUGAAACCAGUUGCCGAAAAAGCCGGUUGGUACUGGAGCAACCUUCCGUUUGUUCGUUGGUUUACUUACACGGCGAGCAUCUUCAGCUCGGUUCCGAUUGCGAUUUUUGUUUCUUGGCUGGCUAUUACUGGCCUGAUUGUGUUUUCUAUCGCGAGCAUAGGAUUCUUAAUUUCUGAAGGAUUCUUCUUCUUGCUGGGCGGUGCUGUAUUUGUGCCUGUUGUUGGAUUUGUACUCGUUGCUGCUCUAGGCACUGGAGCCUUCUUCUCUUUCGCCUACUAUGGGCUCCGGGCGUUCAAGUAUGUGACUAACCGCGUAUUAACUGCUCUGGGCCUCUUGUCUAAAGAAGUGGAGGUGGAUUCUCAUGGUGUGUACGUUGGUUACAAGAGAGGCAUGGGACAUGUUUACGAUACGAGAUAA
Molecule: messenger RNA, 648 nt
Organism: Paraglomus brasilianum
Lineage: Eukaryota; Fungi; Glomeromycota; Glomeromycetes; Paraglomerales; Paraglomeraceae
Source: the annotation of a GenBank genome assembly